This is a messenger RNA of Vittaforma corneae ATCC 50505, 864 nucleotides long. Its product is annotated as AGC protein kinase. Gene Ontology annotation, biological process: protein phosphorylation. Gene Ontology annotation, molecular function: ATP binding; protein serine/threonine kinase activity. Bases 1 to 864 code for a protein of 287 amino acids. NCBI's taxonomy places the organism in Eukaryota, Fungi, Microsporidia, Nosematidae. The record is from RefSeq and is a predicted model, not a curated record. The transcript has a single exon.
AUGAAGAAGAUGUUAAUAAUACAAAAUAAAACAGAUGAAGACAUGGUAAUGUUUGAGCUAAUGAUUAGAAGCGAAAUAAGGCAUCCGUUUCUUAUAAACCAAGUAUGUGCCUUUCAAGACUACGAUAAUCUUUAUUACAUAACUGAAUAUGCCCCAACUCUUCUUUUGAAAUCAAACAUUCUUCCCAAAAAAUUUUCCUGUGAAAUUACAAAAUUUUACGCUGCAGAAAUGUUUCUAUGUCUGAAAUACUUGCAUUCUAAAGGACAAAAUUAUACUUUUUUAUCUUCUAAAAAUAUUUUUCUAUCUACUGGGGGGCAUAUCAAAUUAGGUUACAGUUUCUGUAACUGUAUUGAAUGUAGCAACAACGGCGUAUUGGAUGAUCUUGAGUAUCUUUCACCAGAUUACUUGGAAAACAAUAGGUUUGGAUAUAUGAGCGACUAUUGGUCUCUUGGAAUAGUGAUCUAUCAGAUGAUACACGGCUAUACACCCUUCUUAUGCGAGUCAAUGGAUCUAACAAUGGCAGAAAUUAAAAGAUGCAAGCUGGUCAUUCAGGAAGUAGUAAGUGAAGAUACACAUAGCAUACUACACAUGCUUAUAGAUAGAAAUUUGAUGACAAAAUACCCUACCUGUAAGGCCUUAGAAGAUGCAAUUAUGAAACAUAGUUUUUUUGCAGAGAUUGAUUGGGUAAAGCUAGAAAAUAAAGAAUACGAACCACCUUUUAUUAUAAAAUUACCGGAAUAUGACAUUAAAGCAUCCCCAAACUUGAAUCUAUUGUACACGUCUGAUUGUUGUGGGGAAGGAAAAGAUGGCUACGGAAACAUAUUUACAAGCUACAACACAGUUCAUUUUUUGAAGAAGAAAUGA